Messenger RNA from Apis cerana (Asiatic honeybee), 4881 nucleotides. RefSeq lists its product as uncharacterized. Lineage: Eukaryota; Metazoa; Arthropoda; Insecta; Hymenoptera; Apidae. The record is from RefSeq and is a predicted model, not a curated record. Gene Ontology annotation, biological process: autophagosome-lysosome fusion.
GGCGUCUUCGGUAGUUAUCGGCGGACCGCGAUUCGAUCCACGUCGCCUCGAGCCGCAACCGGUGGCGAGAUGUAAACGUGACCGACGACACCAUCGUUUCCAACGACACCGUCGCAACGGCGUAGCCCUUGAAACGUGGCGGAGAUCACAAGUAAAAGUAUUCCCCCCGCAGUGAAACCUCGUCAAACCUUGGAUUUUUUUUAUCACCCGUCUCGCGAGAUACAUCGCGCGAAUAAGUGUAGUGUGUGUUCGACGACCGAUCCUUCGCCGUUUUUUCUUUUCUUUUUAUUAUUCGUUUUACCGUGUUUCCCCCUCCCCCCGUGUUUUGUUGGUGACACAUCCAGGACACGAUUCUUUACGACUCUUACGAGAAUUUAUUCGGACGCAACGUUCCCAUCGACGAGGAGUUAGAAAUCGUAGAAUGGUGUGUUGUUAUGGAUCCUCGUGCGCCGCACUCGCCCCUCGCUACUCGAUCUGAACUCGAUUCAAGGGGAAGCGAGUUUCGAAACGAGAAAAACCACCAAUGAUCGUUGACCCCCUCGAAGCACGAAGCCCACAAGCUGCAAACAUAUUCGCCUGGACGAGCGACUAACCAUCCCGCGGUGAAAGGGUUUGCCAGUUUGAGUUUACAAUGCGGUGAUUUCAGGGAGGAAUAAAACAUCUGAGGAAAACUAGAGUGUAGCGUUACAAGUGAUUCGAAGAUGAAGUGGCCAUUAGUGCUGACUUGCUUUCUGUUGCCGCAUUCGUGCAUCCUAGGUGCAUCGCAUGCCGGUUGCGAGUUCCCGGCGCAGUGGAACGGCCACUGGUUUCAAUCGGGGAAUCAGGGGUUGGUGACGGUGAACGGGUCCAUGAUGACCAACAAGGGCCGCUGCAUCGAGACCAAAGACGACAAGUUUCUCAUUCAGGACACAGGGGAAAAUUGUUAUCGCUGCAUCGUCAUGCACAUGAAGCAUCCGAACGUCCUUCAAUACAAAGAGACCUGGUGUAUCACGGGAUCGUCGAAACCUACGCUCCCUUCGAUAUGCGGCGAUUUGACCAGCGACGCCAUAUUAAUUUCCCUAUUCCGCACGGGGGCAGCACCGAUGCCCUGCCCGUUCAAGGGACCCCUGGAAUUCACGUACAGCCACGGGGAAGCGGAGUGUAAAUCUCCUUUGUCCGCCGCGGAGACGUGCACCCAAGAAUCGCGAUUACUUUUUCGCUAUCAAGCGUGUGCCAACGUGUUAUCCUCUGAGAGCGUCGACGUGGAGUUGGAGUGUCUAGCCACGUGGAAGGAGAGCAGCACGCACAACCUCGUGGCAAGGUUGCACGCCCCGCGGAAGACCAGCGACGAGGACAGCUACAGAUGCUUCAUCUACGAGCAAACUUCCAACAAUUCGUGGAAUUUGGCGCAGAGCGAGGAUGCCUCUUGCACGGGAUUGAUCAGCGUUAAGGAGGCUGCAAAGACGUUCAAAAUGAAACAGAAAAAUUCAACCGAAAGAUGCACGUAUCCAUCUUGGGUUGUGGACAAUAAAUUAUGGUUAGCCCUGGAUCCGGUAGCAUCUCGCCUCCUGGCAUCGCCUUACAAUCUAACGAUUCUCAAUCGACAGGAGACCCGCCUCGUGUGUCAUUCCGUGGUCCCUAUUAACGAUCGUCAUUAUCAUCCGGAUAGGGAGAACCAGGUGCAGUACGUUGCCAAGGCCACCCUUGAUUGCACCAAUGGCUACGUGUGCCUGAUGUUCCACAGAAGGGACAGCCACAUAAUAGAGAUGCAACUGUCGGAAUGGAGCCAGCAACCCGACGACGUGUGCAACUCGAGUACGUUCAACUCCCACUCGACGCCGUACACGACGUUCAUUACGUCGGACCCGAUCACCAGGCAGUGUCCGAACCUGGGUCGAUACGAGAUCGUGUCCGUGUUACAUUCUUACAAUAGCGUGGAGGACAUAUUGGGGGUGGACGGUGACCAGAGCAUGGCGAAUGCGGCCGAAGUUCAGGAUGUUAGGGUGACGUCGACACCGUAUCCGGGUCGGUGCCGUUAUGGCAGUGUCCGCCGAUUGGAUAUCGGUUGCAAAACACCGGAUCGCAUGGAAUUCGCUACGUCGUGCAGCGACGAAACCCCAUCAGAGUAUUUGUGCCACGGGACAUGGAUCGAGAACGACACGGCGUAUCUGGUGGCGAGCACCGACGUGGGACGAUAUUGUCUCGUUUACAGUGCAUCCGCAGCGGCGACGGGGAGCCGCGAGCUCUCCGUGACGGGUCACCUUGCCUCCUGUCCCAGAGCGCCUCAUCGUCAUCUUGUGUCGUGGCAGGUCAAUCUCACGUCGUACGCUCAAUGCGGCGAUAUCUCGACGGCCACGUCGUGGACCUUCCGGAUUUCCGCCUCCGUUUACAUCCUGGUUGUAUUGGGCACCCUGUUCGGCAGGUAUAUCGCGAGGUGAUAUCACUGAGUGAAGAGACCAGGCCACGAGACGGCCGUGUAGUCAAUCUACACAAACUCGAGUCGUCAGCACAGCAACUAUAAUAAAACAACAACAACAACAACAACAAAAAGAAGUCUCUAUAUAUAUAUAUAAAUAUGAAUAUAAAUAUAAAUAUAAAUAUAUAAAUACAAAAUAAAAAAAAAUAUAUAUAUAUAUAAAUACACAAAGUAUAUAUAUAUAUUAAGCGGAAACGAUUUAACGAAGGAUCCCACAAGUGUGAUGGGAGAAAGUAACCUAAUAAUCAAGCAUAAAUUAGCGUGUAAGUGUUCGUGGGUGCGAGUUGUGCGAAGGAAGAACGAGAGAGAGAGAGAGAGAGAGAGAGAGAGAGAGAGAAUGACACAGAAGAGAAUGCCGUUGAGAGGCUUCAUCCGAAUAAAGAAUAUCGGUCAGAACAUGGCGGAUCAUUGGCUAAAAGGAUGUACAUAGAGACGGUGUACAUGUACAUAAAAUUCACUUAAGGGAGCUUGGUUUUAUCGAAGCAGCUGCAUCUGGAAAUGUUGUCUUCUGCCAAAGGGGUGAGGAAAAAGCGAGCCACGUCGUAUUUAUACGUAUAUAUGUAUAUAUAUGCGUAUUUUUCGUAGUUGGGAUAAUGAGAUCUUGGAUUUUUGUGAAUCUUAUUUUGUAUUUGUUUAUUUAUUUAUUUCUUUUUUUUUUGUUACUUCGUUUCAAUCUUCUCUUCAUUCUCAUUCGGAAUAUUGAAUAUUGACGAAUUAUUUAUGUUUAUUCAUUCGCUCGAAACAAGUGGACGAUACGUGGAUCUUUAAUAAUCGGCGGAUUUUUCUAGCCAGCCAAUCUAAAUUUCCUAAAUUUUCCGAGCAACCACCCCUAUUCGCUCGCAAUUAAACCUUCGCUAAUUAGAAAAACUUCCUCGCAAAACCGGCGUCGCGCGUAUCGGGAAAACCAAUUUAAGCAAAAACAAGGAGAGUAAAAAAAAGAAAGAGAGAGAGAGAAAGAAAGAAAAAUAAAACGACAAAGAGAAACGCGCAACAAUGGAAGAAGGAAAAACUAAUCAAAUCAAAAAAAAAAAAAAAGAGAAAAGAAAAGAAAAGAAAAAAAAGAAAAAACGAAACUAAGGGUGCUGGGGCCAAUAGUGUGUGCAUUUUGAGUGAUGAUCGUAGCCCACGUGUGUGAAUGGGAGCAGACAAAGAACGAAAAAGAAUAUAAAAAAUAAAAAAAAGGGGAGGGGAAAGCGCGAAACGAGCGAAGAAAGGAACAGAGAGGAUCGAGCGAGAGCGAGAGAGAAAGAGAGCGAACGAAAGAGAGAGAGAGAGACUUAUAACACUUAUUCAGAUCCACGACGUGUCCGCGGUGUUUUGGAAACGGUGCGUAUCGUUCUCCAACAAAACUUGUGUUUUGCUCGGAACAGGAAACGUUUCCAACUCUAAUUAUACGUAUUUUAAUUAAAGUUGUGCGCCACUAGAGUGAAAAGAAGGGAAGAAAAAGAGAGAGAGAAGAAUGGUGAAAUUUUUUCGUGCGAAUGUGUGUGUGUACGCAGAAAGUUGAAGGUAAAUGAAAGAAAGAAAGAAGGAAGGAAGGGGAAGAGAGAGAGAGGGAGAGAGAGAAUAAGAGAAAAGGGAGAAGAGGAAUGAAAAUGAUUAUCGUUGUUACUAUAUUGUCAUUACAAUUGCAUUGUACGAGCGUGUGUGUGUGUGUGUGUCUCUCUCUCUUCUUCUGCGUCUUCUUCUGCUUGUUUUUCUUUCCGUUCUGCCAUCCCUUUUGCUCGCGACCCCACCCCCGAUGGAGGCGGUCAUCCAUAUGCGACUGUAGAUCGUAAGGAUGGCCACUGUGACACCUGCGUUUUUCGACGAAAAACAGGUGGAAAGAUGAAUUUCCUUGAGAUUUGAUAUCGGUGAUCUCCUUGUCACCCUUGGUCGACACCCUUGGAGUAAGAUUUUUUUUAGAAAAACCUCGAUAAAUGAUUUAAGAUUCGUUCGAUUUCGGUCGAAAGCAAUGUUUGAGUCACAGAAGAUGAAAUUUUUAUAUUGGCGUAAAGCGAACAACGAUUCAAUAAUUGAAUAUUAAAUUAUUACAAUUUGAUAAUCAAAUUUAUUUUAGAUAUUAAAUUUGAAUGUUAAAUUUGCGGUUCGAUCAACGAAAACAAUAUAAAUUUGUGAAAAGAAGAAUUGUUUUCUUUUUUUUGUGAUUGAGGAAAAAUGGAAAUGAUUUAAAGGGUUGAGUUUAAGGGGUGAUAGGGAUCGCGUGGAAUUAUAAGAAUAUGGUAGAAUGAUCGUUCAAUUCUUUAUUUGCUCUGGAAAUAUUUUCUUGUCAUAAAUUUGAUAAAGAAAAUGCUUGGAAAAAUCAAAGACGUAGAAACUUUCUGAAAAUUCAAAAUGAAUAAAAUAAAAAACUUGAAAAAUUGGUGUAAAAAUCAUAUUAAAAUAAAGAGGUAACGUAAUUAAAAAAAUUGAAAAUUAAAAAGUUA